ACAAAUCCACCGCCCUCCACCUCCACCUCUCCGCCGUGCCCAGGCUCCGUCUGCGCUGCGUCUCCGGCGCAGCUUUUUACGCAGCCAAGGCGUCGCUGAUUUGCCCGCAAAAAAAUAUAUAAAAAGGUGGAGAAACUCAACAGUUGUUGCUGCUUUUUGUUUGCAUGUCGACGUGCAUAUUACUGCCAUGUGGAGGCUACUGCAAUCGUGCUGUUUCUGCUGCUGCUGGAUUUUCUCUCUGGUUUUGCCUGCCUUCGUGCUCCUCUGGGCCGACUGUCAUCCCGCGCUGACAGGAAGCCAAGACGGGUCCAAAGCCCCUAUCCAAGGCCUUCGCAUAGCCGCGGCUAGUGGGACACGACUCCGGAGAGCCACGGGCGAGGAGACCUACUGGGCCUACUCAGGUAUAUACGGGCCAGACGAAGGCUGGGCAUCAUCCUAUCCAGCAUGCAGAGAGAGAAACCAGUCCCCCAUUAACAUUGUGGACCAGGAUACCAAAGUAUCCACAGAGUAUCAGGAACUGACACUGGAGGGCUUUGAUACAGAAUCCUCUAAUAAGACCUCUAUGAAGAACACCGGCAAAACAGUGGCCAUUAUGUUGAAGGAUGAUUACUUUGUACGAGGAGCAGGCCUACCAGGGAGGUUUAAGGCAGAAAAAGUGGAGUUUCAUUGGGGUCCAAACAAUGGAUCUGAAGGCUCUGAACACAGCAUUAACGGCCGCCGGUACCCUGUGGAGAUGCAGAUCUACAUGUACAACUCAGAUGACUUUGACAGCCUCAGUGCAGCUCUGACGGAGAAGAGGAUCAUUGCCGCCAUGGCUGUUUUUUUUCAGGUGGGAGGGAAGGACAAUCCUGCUGUCGACCCCAUAAUCCACGGCCUGAAGGGGGUGGUCCAUCACGAAAAAGAGACUGUCCUGGAGCCAUUCGUGCUAAAGGACCUGCUGCCAUCCGCGCUGGGAAGUUAUUAUCGCUACACCGGCUCUCUGACCACCCCCCCCUGCAGUAAAGUAGUGGAGUGGAUCAUCUUCAGCAGACCUAUCUAUGUCUCCUACAAACAGUUGGAGGCCUUCUACUCCAUCUUCACCACAGAGCAGCAGGACCAUGUGAAGUCGGUGGAGUAUCUGCGCAGCAACUUCAGGCCCAUCCAGAGCUUGGACAACCGUCACGUCUUUAAGUCAGCAGUCAAAGACGCCUGGCUGCCGGAUCUGACUGACAGCGGCAGCGGACCUUACGGCACCGAAGCUUCCAAAGCAUGCAGCAGUGCUCCCAUCAACAUGAAGGUGCAGCAUGUCAACGCCAGUGCUCUGGUUGUGCGCUGGGCGCGUCCCGAGGUCACCUACCACCCGCCCAUCCUCCACUUCCUGGUGUCGUACAGUUGGACCACCCAUGACGACAGCUACGAGGAGACGCACCUCACCGACGCCAAACACAAACUGGAGGCCGUCAUCUCUCCUGUCUCUCCUGAUGUGCUCUACCUGUUCCGAGUCCAGGCCAUCUGCAUGAAUGACAUGCGCAGUGACUUCAGCCAGAGCAUGCUCUUCAGAGCCAACACCACCAGGAUCUUUGAGGGGACGAGGAUCGUGAAAACUGGAAUGUUUCUUUCUCAGCCGACGGUGUCUCCAGCCUCCUCGGCCGACAUGGCUCCCAUCUCCUCCGGCUCAUCUACCUGGACCUCCUCAGGCAUCCCCUUCUCCUUUGUCUCCAUGGCGACAGGAAUUGGCCCUUCCUCCAGUGGCAGCCAGGCGACGGUGGCGUCCGUAGUAACCAGUACUUUGCUGGCCGGCCUGGGCUUCAGCGGCGGUGUUAUCUCCUCCUUCCCUAGCUCCGUUUGGCCGAGCAGAGCACCCUCCCAAAACCCCAUCUCCACGCGUCAGAGCACCGACGCACCCGAGCCCGCCAAAGGAGCUGCGGCGGUGGCAGCCACGGAUAACAGCAAAGCUGGGGGUGAGGACGGAGAGCACAGCCAGGGCCAAGGAGAGGAUGGAGAGAAGGAAGAAGAGGAUAAGGAAGAAGAGGAAGAAGAGGAGGAGAAAGAGGAGAAAAAGGAGAGAAAAGGAUCAGGAGGGGUGGUUGAGGCCGGGGGGAAGGACAACAGCGCAGCGGUGAAUGAGCCGCCCAGCCAGACACCGGACACUACCGCUAAGGAGAAAGAACCAGACCCAACUAGAACGCCACCUGGUGAAAAAGGCCAACUGGAUGUGUAUACCCACAAUCCUUUUGACUCCACUUCCACCACAGAGGCAGCCAAUGAAACGGCAGAGUUUCUUGCCCCCCAUGACCCAGCGCCGACGCGCCAACCCAGCUCAGGGGGGAACAAGAAGCACUGGCCUUUCUCCAUCCACACUGACGGUCCCAAUGGAGGGUCCAACCUGACCCACCAUGCCAGGCCCGGCACCGGGGCGGGGAUGGGCCGUGUGGAGUGGCUGGUCCCGUUGGUGCUGGUUUCCGCUCUGACCUUCCUGUGCCUGGUUCUCCUGCUGGCUGUGCUCGUCUACUGGAGGCGCUGUUUCCAGACAGCCCACUUCUACGUGGAAGACAACAAUUCACCCAGGGUGGUCCCCAAUGAGACGAUCCCUGUCAUCCCCAUUCCAGAUGACAUGGAGGCGAUUCCAGUCAAGCAGUUUGUCAAGCACGUCUCUGAGCUCUACUCAAAUAACCAACGGGGAUUCUCUGAAGACUUUGAGGAGGUUCAGCGGUGCACUGCUGAUAUGAAGAUCACGUCAGAGCACUCCAACCACCCUGACAACAAGCACAAGAACAGAUACAUCAACAUAGUGGCCUAUGACCACAGCAGGGUGAAGCUCCGGCCGCUGGCUGGGAAGGACUCCAAACACACCGACUACAUUAACGCCAACUAUGUGGAUGGUUACAACAAGCCCAAAGCAUACAUCGCAGCCCAGGGACCUCUCAAGUCCACCUUUGAGGACUUUUGGCGGAUGGUUUGGGAGCAAAACACCUGCAUCAUCGUCAUGAUCACCAACUUAAUGGAGAAAGGCCGGAGAAAGUGUGACCAGUACUGGCCAUCAGAGAACAGUGAAGAGUACGGCAACAUGGUGGUCACACUGAAAAGCAGUUUAGUGUACGCCUGCUACACUGUCCGCUGCUUCACAUUGAGCAACACCAAAGUGAAAAAGUGUGGGAAGGGGAACCCUAAAGCAAGGGUCCAGAGUGAACGGACGGUGCUCCAGUAUCACUACACCCAGUGGCCCGACAUGGGUGUCCCCCAGUACACCCUGCCCGUCCUCACCUUUGUCCGCAGGUCCUCAGCCGCCCAGAAGCCUGACAUGGGCCCCAUGCUUGUCCACUGCAGUGCUGGAGUGGGACGGACGGGGACGUACAUUGUCGUAGACAGCAUGCUGCGGCAGAUCAAGGACAAGAGCACAGUCAAUGUACUGGGCUUCCUCAAACACAUACGCACCCAGCGCAACUACCUAGUCCAGACUGAGGAGCAGUACAUCUUCAUCCACGAGGCCUUGAUGGAAGCCAUUUUGGGGAAGGAGACGGAAGUGUCAGCCAACCAGCUUCACAGCUACUUCCACAGCAUCACGACGCCCGGACACAGCAGGCGGACACAUCUGGAGAAACAGUUCAAGAUGGUAACACAGUGUAACGCCAGAUUCAUGGAAUGCUUCAACGCUCAGAAGGAGUGCAACAAAGAGAAAAAUCGGAAUUCCUCCGUGGUGCCGUCGGAGCGAGCGAGGGUGGGCCUAGCACCUUUGCCCGGCAUCAAAGGCACGGACUACAUUAACGCCUCUUACAUCAUGGGUUACUACCGGAGUAACGAGUUCAUCAUUACCCAGCAUCCUCUGCCUCACACCACUAAAGACUUCUGGAGAAUGAUCUGGGACCAUAAUGCACAAAUUAUUGUUAUGCUGCCGGCCAACCAUGGACUGGCAGAGGAUGAGUUUGUGUACUGGCCCAGUCGGGAGGAGGCCAUGAACUGUGAGGCGUUCACUGUCACUCUCCUCAGUAAUGACCGGCUCUGUCUGUCCAAUGAGGAGCAGAUCAACAUCCACGACUUCAUCCUGGAAGCAACGCAGGAUGACUAUGUUUUAGAGGUUCGGCACUUUCAGUGCCCUAAGUGGCCGAAACCCGACGCCCCCAUCAGCAGCACCUUCGAGCUCAUCAACGUCAUCAAAGAGGAGGCGGCCACCCGCGACGGACCGACCAUCGUCCACGAUGAGUUGGGAACAGUGUCCGCCGGCACGCUAUGUGCCCUCACCACCCUGUCUGAGCAACUGGAGAGCGAGGGGGCCGCUGAUGUCUACCAAGUGGCCAAGAUGAUCAACCUAAUGAGGCCCGGAGUCUUCACAGACAUUGACCAGUACCAGUACCUAUACACAUCUCUGCUCAGCCUCGUCAGCUCAAAGGACAACAGCUCGUGCACCCUGGUCGGGGACAGUAAUGGGACCAUGGCGUCCAUGUCCGACCAGUCUGACCAGGCAGAGAGCAUGGAGUCCCUGGUGUGAGAGGAGCCCUUCAGGGGGCUUGGAGCUUAGCGGAGCAGAGGGCGUCUGGGGUCUCUCGGAGCGCCAGAAAGGAGCCCCUUACCUUUGUAAAACGUCAAGGAACUCUUGUGAACAAGACUUUUUGAGGCCUUUUUGCCAGACUCUUGGUUAAAACGAAUAACCUGAUUACUUUUUUACACUGAUAAAAAGUUUUUGAUAUUUAUUUUUUUCGCCAUUUUAUGUCUUAAUGUUCUCCUACUGAAGGGAUUGCACCUGCGUUUUUAAGUUUGACGACGGCCUCGGUCGGUAGGCAACGAGAAACACUCUUCUGUCUUUUCUUGUUUGCACUAUACAAUGUCAGUGUUACUGCCUAUACUAAAGCUGACUCACUUGGCUUUUCUCCACUCAAGUUUUGAAUUAUUUUAUUUUUUUCGACAUUCCAUGGCUUUGGCCCUUAUUGAAUCAACUGCUUCUGUGAAGGACAUUGUUCUGCCUGCCAGCUACCAGUUGAUUUAAAGACAGUGGGCAGAGGAAGGCACCGAAUCUCCGCCUCAGUGACAAAAAGCUGUUUGACUACAGCUCAGCGUGACCUCCUCCGCCCUGCUCACAUAUCCUACUGAUAUUACCACUCAUGUAUCACAACAACCGAGAUCUUGGAACCUAUUGCCACAGACAAGUAGCGCUUGUUUUUAGUGAGUAGUUUCCUCUUAUCGUUCAGUAGGGUCGGGCAUCGUUGAUGUGAACAGUUCUGAUUCCAAUUGCGAUUCUCCUUCCAAUUCCGGUUCUUAUCAACUUCAAUUCUUUGAGGGUUGAGUUGAAGCAGGUCACAGGCUCAUGCUGCUUUCUAUUAUCCUCAACGAUCCGACUCGGACCACGGAUAUCGGAAUUCUUGCUCGGUGUCUACAAGCUUGUCUGAGUACCGAGCUCUUAAAUCCGAGGAAAGGGGACGUGUUGGUGUGUGUUGCUAGGCAACGUCUGUCUUUCUAGUCAGAACUCCGACUCAGAUAAAUUAAUAGAACACAGCAAUAUUUCCCAGAUGAGAGGAACAUUUGAUUUUGUUCUAUGGUGAAGUACAGUUUCAUAACUGGAAAGCCACACUAGGGUGUUGCUUACUGUGCUCCAUGGCUUCAACAAGCGCCUGGAAGUACGAGGUCGCUACGGAAACCAAAACUUGCGUCUGUUAAAUUUGGAAGCGAUGAUUAGAUUCAAAAGUUCGGAAAUUUGCAAAACAAUUUUCUAAACACAUGAAAAAACAAUUCCAUUGGAAUCGUGAUUUUUUUUUCCAAGGUGGAACCGGUUCUAGAUGCUCAAUCCUACUAUUCAAUUUCUGUUUUCUUCCUUGUUUUCUUGUCACACUCCCUCUUUAUUAGCGAGUCACGCCCAUGUUAGAAUACUUAAGGUGGUGUAAUGACUGCUACUGUGAAGUUUUAUUAUUAUUUCUUUGUAAAAUUCAUAAUAUGCUUUUUAAUAUAUGGAAAUACUGUAUGUAUACAUAUAUAAAUAUAUCCUUAUCAUAAUAACUUUG
This is a messenger RNA of Etheostoma cragini (Arkansas darter), 5969 nucleotides long. Its product is annotated as receptor-type tyrosine-protein phosphatase gamma-like. The transcript is spliced from 29 exons. Gene Ontology annotation, biological process: protein dephosphorylation. The record is from RefSeq and is a predicted model, not a curated record. Lineage: Eukaryota; Metazoa; Chordata; Actinopteri; Perciformes; Percidae. The coding region runs from base 188 to 4465 and encodes 1425 amino acids. Gene Ontology annotation, molecular function: protein tyrosine phosphatase activity; protein binding.